CUUUAAAACAUUUAGUAGUGUUUCGUUUAAGAGGUUAUAUUUUGAAAAUAUUAUAUUAAAGAAAUAUUAUCGUUAAAUGAGCAAAGAAUUUAUAAUUGGAAAAAUAAAUCUUUAAAAAUAUUUAAAUAAGAAUUACAGAUAAAUCAUUUGUCUUAAAUUAUAAUUUUAUCAACAUGGAGAAGAAAGAACAAUUUGAUGAAUUUUUGGGUGGAACAGAAUCAUUGCCCAUUGAUGUUUCUAUUAUGAAAUUAGCUAAGGCGAGGGCUGGUGAAAUUUUAUCAAUGACUCAUUCACUAGAAAAUCCUCGACAAACAAAAUUGAUUUUUCAAAAGCUUCCCAUACAUAUGCGUAGACGAGUUAUGUCACAUAAUGCGAAAAGAUUACCAAGAAAAUUACGGGAAGCGCAUAUAAGUCAAAUGGGUAAAUCUGGUUUUCCUCCGAAAAGCAAAAGGCCUUCACGUAAAUAUCGUAGACGUCCAUCUAAUUUACUUCUGGAAUACAAUAAAAGACAACGAAAUAAAAUUUGGCUAGAAACUCAUAUUUGGCACGCCAAACGAUUUCAUAUGAUUGAACAGUGGGGAUGUAAAAUCGCUAAUUUUGCAAAUGAUAAAUGCUUUAAAGCUAAUUUUCGGGCCAUUAUAAAACAUUGUUUGAUACAAGAUCUUUCUUAUUACUCUUGUAUAGAAAUCAUUGGACCGGAAGAUAUUUUAAAAGAAACUUUGAGAUCGCAUUGCAAUCCAACCACAUUAACGUUUGCUGCUAAAAUGUACAUUAAUGGUACAAGAGAAGGUACUGUAAUGUUUUUCAAAAAAAAUAGUUUUCCACUAUAUCCCAUAGGGAACGUACACUUUCUAUGGAGGCCCAAUUGCUACAAUCAUAGAACUAUCUGGAUUUGGGUUCACCCAUCUUUUUAUGAUGACAUUUUGACUAAUAUUAUAUCCAGUUUUAAUUUUAAUCCUUGUAUAACCAAAAAUGGAGAAUCAACAUCGUCGAAUCAGUUACAAAAUUCUUAUAUCAAUGAAAAUAAUUGUCAAAUGAAUUUAUUGAAAGGCACUUUAAAUAGAUUUAGACUGUGUGGUCCAUUGGCACUAAAUGUUUUAACAAAUUCGCUUAAAUUACUUGAUAUGAACAAAAAUUUAUUAACAACAGAAGAUAAAUCAAAAAAAGAUUAUGAAGAUGUUACAGAAAAUAAAAAGGAUAUCCAUAUCAUUACUGAUUCAUGGUAUAAAGAUUAUUAUGAUGAUCAAGAAAAUUGUAAAGCUUUCAAAAUCCAAAAGCAAUUAUGGCAAGCAUUGCAAUCAAUAGACACACCUAAUCAAUUACCACCAAAUAUGGUCUUUGGACUGACUGUUCUAGAUCCACGUUUUUAUUUACCUGGAAAAAGAACAAAACCAGAGAAACUGACGACACAUUUUGAAAAUAUAUAUUAUCCACCAGAUCAUGUUAAUAAUAGUCCAAUAUGGGAUAAAAAUUUGCGUGAGAGAAUUAGUAAAUCAUGCGUGUCUACUGGUUUAAUUAACAAAUUAAGAAGCAGCAAUCUGGUUCCUGGUGUAAGCAAUGAUAAUCUUUUUAAAGAAGAUAUAAUGGCCAAAAUUCCCAUACUCGUUAUUCAGAAUCCUGGAGGUUAUAUCAGAGCUUUAGGAUCAGGUUUUGACAUUAUCAUGCCAUCAAGAUGGGCAAUGCCAUUCUGGCUUGGUUUCAUUCUUCGUUGUGCAAGAGUCGGAGCAUUAAGAGAGUCGAAAUUAAUAGCAUUAGAAAGUCUAGAUACAAAUUCACCGGAUAUUAAUGAACCCGAUACACCUGCCUACAAAAAAGAAGCUCUUAUUACAAAAGAUGAAUUGGAAAAGAAAUAUUUUCAAUAUCCACCUAACAGACGAGUUAAUUUUAUAAAAUUUGCUAUUUCUAGUCCUUUCUAUUGUCAAUGGAAUAUAUUAAUGAAAGAAUGGUCAGGGAAAGAAGAUUUCUAUAUUUUAAGAAACCGAACCACGUUAACGCAAUUACAAAUGAAUUUUUCUUCCUUUAAAUCAAAAAAACGUAAGGUUCCUGCUUCUAAAAUUAAUUUAGAUAAUGGAUUAAAUAGCGAAAAUUGUUUAAUACGUGUCAGAAUAUCUACUGUAAAUAAGGGCUGUCUAAGAACGUUUGCGAUAAUAUGCGAACCAACUGAUUUAGAUUUAAAAGAAUUGAACAACAAUAAACGUUGGUCGGGACCGGUAGAAAAAUUAAAUAAAGAUCCAAAUGAAAGUAGACGAAAAAUUUUACGGAAGAAUCAUUUGUUAUUGUUAAAACGAUAUAGAAAACAAAGAAUACGUUAUAGAAAGAUGUUAGAGAACAAAAUAAGUAAUACGUUUGAAGAAAUUAUCAAAGGAACGAACUAUGUAGUUGAAAUAAAAAAUUUAAGACAGAAGUUAUUGAAUAGAAGUCGUAAAGCUGUAUUGGAACAUUCUCAAAUAAUGUCUAAACUUUAUUUACCGGAUUGUAAAGAAGUUAGAAAAUCAUGCGACAGAGAAGUAAUAGGAUAUAUAACGCAAGGACACUUUUCCCUUUCCAUAGGCCAAACAGUUGGGAUAGGAUAUGUUACAAUACAAUCUAUAAUAGCAAUGAUCAACAGAAAAAGUGAUAUUGUUCUUGUUAGAAAUAACCGUACAAGAAAAUACAGAUGUGCUCGUUUAGAAAUAUUAUUCGAUUAGUCUUUUAAUAAUAAAAUAAAAUGUGUAUUAAAUUUAUGUAAAUAUUAUAUGAAACUAGUAACAGUCAUUUUUCAUUUGUAUCUAUAAAAC
This is a messenger RNA of Polistes canadensis, 2777 nucleotides long. It is a transcript of the gene Pop1, whose product is annotated as ribonucleases P/MRP protein subunit POP1. Gene Ontology annotation, cellular component: ribonuclease MRP complex; nucleolar ribonuclease P complex. The record is from RefSeq and is a predicted model, not a curated record. Gene Ontology annotation, biological process: tRNA 5'-leader removal. The transcript is spliced from 3 exons. Lineage: Eukaryota; Metazoa; Arthropoda; Insecta; Hymenoptera; Vespidae. Bases 174 to 2687 code for a protein of 837 amino acids.